This is a messenger RNA of Cicer arietinum (chickpea), 3204 nucleotides long. Its product is annotated as ATP-dependent DNA helicase At3g02060, chloroplastic. Gene Ontology annotation, biological process: DNA repair. NCBI's taxonomy places the organism in Eukaryota, Viridiplantae, Streptophyta, Magnoliopsida, Fabales, Fabaceae. The record is from RefSeq and is a predicted model, not a curated record. Gene Ontology annotation, molecular function: nucleic acid binding; ATP binding.
AUUCUUGAGACGAUAUUUCUAAUUUCUUGUAGAAUCAAAACCUCUCCAAAACCUUCAAUUUUCAUUCAUAUCACUCUUUGUUAUCCUCUCAAAAAGAUUCAAACUUUCCAAUAAAAACCUGAAUCCAAACACACCCAUUCAAUAAUGGCUUCUCUCUUCCCAUCUCCACGACACAUUUCUUCCACAACACCCUUCAUCCCCAAACUCACCUCUUUCCCAAAAUCAAACAACCUCUUCAUCCUCAACUACCCCUUUCACCACAAAAAACUACUAUUUCCACCCCUCUUUUCCCCCAUUGCAGUCUACACUCAAGGACUCUACACCCCUUCUUCACCCUCCAAAAAAACAGACAAAAUUGAUCCUGAAAACGACCCAAUUUCGAUUCUCAACGAACGAAUUCGUCGUGAAUAUGGCAAAAGGGAAGUUUCAAGGACUGUAAUGGACACUGAGGAAGCUGAUAAGUACAUACAAAUGGUGAAGGAACAACAGCAGAGAGGGCUUCAGAAGCUUAAAGGUGAUAGAGAGGGUAAAGAUGGUUCCUUUAGCUAUAAGGUAGACCCUUAUACACUUCGUUCUGGUGAUUAUGUUGUUCACAAGAAAGUUGGUAUUGGAAGGUUUGUUGGUAUCAAAUUCGAUGUUUCGAUGAAAUCUGUUGAGCCUACUGAGUAUGUUUUUAUAGAGUAUGCUGAUGGAAUGGCUAAGCUUCCUGUUAAACAGGCUUCUAAAAUGCUCUAUAGAUAUAGUCUUCCAAAUGAAAACAAAAAGCCUAGGACAUUGAGCAAGUUGAAUGAUACUAGUGCGUGGGAGAAAAGAAAAACUAAAGGGAAAGUUGCCAUACAGAAGAUGGUUGUUGAUUUGAUGGAACUCUAUCUACAUAGGCUUAAACAAAGAAGGCCACCCUAUCCUAAGAGUCAUGCCGUGGCUGAAUUCGCCGCACAAUUUCUUUAUCAACCUACACCGGAUCAGAAACAGGCUUUUGUUGACGUUGAGAAGGAUUUGACAGAGCGAGAAACUCCGAUGGACAGAUUAAUUUGUGGAGAUGUUGGUUUUGGUAAAACUGAGGUUGCACUGCGUGCUAUCCAAUGUGUUGUCUCAGCUAAAAAGCAAGCGAUGGUUCUCGCACCAACUAUAGUUCUAGCAAAACAACAUUUUGAUGUUAUUUCAGAGCGCUUUUCUGUAUAUCCUGAUAUUAAAGUUGGACUACUAAGCAGGUUUCAGACCAGAUCAGAAAAGGAAGGGUACUUGGAAAUGAUUAAGAGUGGUGACCUAGAUAUUAUUGUUGGAACUCAUUCGCUCCUUGGAAACCGUGUUGUUUAUAACAAUCUUGGCUUGCUUGUGGUUGAUGAGGAACAGAGGUUUGGUGUCAAACAGAAGGAAAGGAUUGCUUCUUUUAAAACUUCUGUGGACGUACUUACCUUAUCCGCAACCCCCAUACCACGGACGCUUUAUUUAGCGUUGACAGGAUUUCGUGAUGCUAGUUUAAUUUCAACUCCACCUCCAGAAAGAGUUCCUAUCAAGACUCAGCUUUCUUCAUUCAGUAAGGACAGAGUAGUAUCAGCCAUUAAGUAUGAGCUGGAUCGCUGUGGUCAAGUUUUUUAUGUUCUGCCUCGUAUUAAAGGACUUGACGAAGCAAUGGAAUUUCUUCAAGAGUCAUUCCCCGAUGUGGAAAUAGCCGUUGCCCACGGGAAGCAAUACUCAAAGCAAUUAGAGGAUACCAUGGAGAAGUUUGCUCUAGGUGAAAUAAAAAUCCUUAUCAGCACAAAUAUUGUUGAAAGUGGGCUUGAUAUUCAAAAUGCAAACACCAUCAUCAUUCAGGAUGUUCAACAAUUUGGCCUUGCACAGUUGUACCAGUUGCGUGGAAGGGUUGGGCGAGCAGACAAGGAAGCAUAUGCAUACUUAUUUUAUCCUGAUAAGAAUCUGCUCUCUGAUCAAGCAUUGGAGAGGCUUGCAGCUCUUGAAGAAUGCCGUGAACUCGGUCAAGGCUUCCAACUAGCCGAGAGAGACAUGGGUAUAAGAGGUUUUGGUACUAUUUUUGGUGAACAACAAACAGGAGAUGUUGGAAAUGUUGGCAUUGAUCUGUUCUUUGAGAUGCUCUUUGAGAGUUUAUCCAAGGUUGAAGAUCAUCGAGUUGUAUCGGUUCCUUACCACUCAGUGCAGGUUGACUUAAAUAUCAAUCCACACCUCCCUUCCGAGUACAUAAAUCAUCUCGACAACCCUAUGGAAAUAAUAAAUGAAGCUGAGCGUGUCGCUGACAAAGACAUCUGGAGUCUAAUGCAAUUUACAGAGAAUUUGCGCCGCCAAUAUGGCAAGGAGCCUCGCCCGAUGGAGAUUAUCUUAAAGAAGCUUUACUUGAGGAGAAUGGCAGCUGAUAUAGGUGUAACCAGAAUAUACUCUUCAGGGAAGACAGUAUUUAUGAAAACAAACAUGAGUAAAAAGGUUUUCAAGAUGAUGACAGAGUCGAUGACAUCGGAUAUAUAUAAAAAUUCAUUACUUCUUGAGGGUGACCAAAUUAAGGCCGAACUUCUUUUAGAGCUACCAAAAGAACAACUUCUUAAUUGGAUCUUUAACUGCAUGGCUGAACUUCAUGCUUCACUAGCAGCCCUCAUAAAGUACUAGAUUCUUUGCCGGUUCGGUUCUACCAACAUGUAAGUUGGAACCUCGACUCGCAGCUUAUAUCACACAAAUUAUAAAUAUCGGGCAGAUUUACUAUGUCAAAAGGCCGCGAACUAACCAUGGCGGACGCAGAACAAGAUUUGUGUUGCAUGAUCGACUUUGCAGCACUGGACAUCAAAGCACAGAGCUACAUCAGUGUGGAUAGUUACAAGCUGCAAGCAAGCACCUCGGUGUUGUCCAAAUUUUGCAUGCAUUAUACACAGGACAUGGACAUGAAAAACAAGAAGGAAAACAGUUAUUGACAUGAUUAGCUUCAAUCUUGCACUCAUAAAACAACUUCACUUUCAAUAGCUACAUACAAGGACCUAAAGUUCUCAUCAAGUAAAAGUUGUAAAACUUAAUCAAAAUGUGCAUAAAUUACCUUGUAUACAUCAAGGAGUAAAUUAUUUUAUUACCACACACAUUCUUCUUCUCACUUUUUGUUGUAUUAAGGUUUCAUUAGUUACCUGAUCUAGAGAAAUUCAGUGUAAAGAUUUGGAAUCUCAUUCUAACUAAUACAUUGAUGAAUUAAAUGGUUGCAUUUUUGUUGGA